Messenger RNA from Caenorhabditis briggsae, 3561 nucleotides. RefSeq names its product Protein CBR-LARS-1 (gene Cbr-lars-1). Lineage: Eukaryota; Metazoa; Nematoda; Chromadorea; Rhabditida; Rhabditidae. The record is from RefSeq and is a predicted model, not a curated record. Gene Ontology annotation, biological process: leucyl-tRNA aminoacylation. The coding region runs from base 1 to 3561 and encodes 1186 amino acids. Gene Ontology annotation, molecular function: ATP binding; leucine-tRNA ligase activity; aminoacyl-tRNA deacylase activity. The transcript has 6 exons.
AUGUCGAAAGUGAAGCAAGAGCGGAAGAAGGUCGCUCAACUUCAAGAAAUCGAAAAAACGAUUCAGGAGUUGUGGGAGAGCAAGAAGGCGUUCGAAUCGGAUGCCAGAGAUGACAACAAACCCAAGUACCUUGUCACCUUCCCAUUCCCAUACAUGAACGGACGUAUGCAUUUGGGACACACAUUCUCAGCGUCAAAAUGCGAAUUCGCCGCCGGUUUCCAACGUCUUCAGGGCAAACAAGUCCUCUUCCCAUUCGGUUUCCAUUGUACUGGAAUGCCAAUCAAGGCUUGUGCUGAUAAGCUGAAAAGGGAAAUGGAGGAUUUCGGAUAUCCACCGAAAUUUCCAGAAGACGUGGAGGUUGAAGUCAAGGAGGAGGUCUCGGCUCUCGAUGAGCUCAUGAAGGAUAAGAGUAAGGGAAAGAAGAGUAAGCUGGUGGCGAAGACUGGCAACGCCAAGUACCAGUGGCAGAUUAUGAAGUCGUUGGGGUUGGACGAUGAGGAGAUUCGGAAGUUUGCGGAUCCAAAUCACUGGUUGUACUACUUUCCACCGCAUUGUAUGGCGGAUUUGAAGAAGAUGGGAUUGAAGGCCGAUUGGCGUCGCGCGUUCAUCACCACCGACGUCAACCCCUACUUCGAUUCAUUCGUCCGCUGGCAAUUCAACCUCCUUCGUGCCGCCAAAAAGAUCGAUUUCGGAAAACGCUAUACGAUCUACUCGCCAAAAGACGGCCAACCAUGCAUGGAUCACGAUCGUGCCAGUGGGGAAGGAGUCGGACCACAAGAGUACACUAUGAUCAAGCUGAAGGUCCUGGAUCCAAAGCCAGCGGCAUUGGCUCAUAUUAAAGAGGACAUUUUCUUGGUGGCAGCCACUUUGAGACCAGAAACAAUGUACGGACAGACCAAUUGCUAUCUCCAUCCGGAUAUUCAAUACUCUGUGUUCUAUGCGACAGAAGCUGAGAACCAAGUCUUUGUCGCUACCGCUAGAUCCGCUAGAAUCAUGUCUUAUCAAGGGCUUACCAAGGUUAACGGAGUUGUUCGCUAUGUUCCAGGCCUUGAGAAGAUCUCCGGGUCCAAGAUCCUUGGAGCUGCUCUCUCAGCCCCUCUUGCCAAGUACACCAAAGUCUAUGCUCUUCCAAUGCUCACUAUCAAGGAUGAUAAGGGAACUGGAGUGGUUACCUCCGUGCCUUCAGACUCUCCAGAUGACUUUGCGGCCCUGUCAGAUCUCAAGAAGAAGAAGCCGUUGAGAGAGAAGUAUGGAUUGACUGAUGAGAUGGUUUUGCCGUUUGAUCCAACUCCGAUCAUUAGAAUUGAGGGAUUGGGAGAUUUGGCUGCCGUCGAGAUGUGUGCAAGACUAAAAAUCGAGUCGCAAAACGAGAAGGACAAAUUGGAAGAGGCCAAGAAGGAGGUGUACUUGAAGGGAUUCUACGAUGGAGUCAUGUUGAUUGGAAAGUACGCUGGCAAGAAGACCGCCGACGUUAAGAAGGUGAUCCAGGACGAUUUGAUUGCCGAGGGUCUCGCCACGAAAUACGUGGAACCGGAGAAAAAAGUGGUGAGCCGAUCUGGAGACGAGUGCGUUGUCGCUCUGUGCGAUCAGUGGUAUUUGAACUAUGGAGAGCUGGAGUGGAAGGCGGCUGCGAAGAAGGUUCUGGAGCCAAUGAGGACUUUCAAUGAUGAGACUCGCCGUGGGCUGGAAACCACAGUCGAUUGGCUGCACGAGUACGCGUGCUCUCGUAGCUACGGGCUCGGCACCAAACUCCCAUGGGACACUCAAUACCUCAUUGAAUCCCUCUCCGACUCCACCAUCUACAACGCCUACUACACUGUAUCCCACCUCCUCCAACAAGGAGCCUUCGAUGGAUCCGUAGUCGGCCCAGCUGGAAUUAAGGCUGAGCAAAUGACAGAUGCCGCGUGGAGCUAUGUAUUCCUUGGAGAGGUUUAUGACUCCAAAACGAUGCCUGUAGAGGAGGAGAAGCUGAAGAAGCUCCGAAAAGAGUUCAUGUACUGGUACCCGAUUGAUAUGCGUGCUUCUGGAAAGGAUCUCGUUGGAAAUCACUUGACCUAUUUGCUCUUCAAUCAUGCUGCUAUCUGGCCAGAGGACUCUUCCAAGUGGCCAAAGGGAAUCAGAGCCAAUGGACAUUUGUUGCUGAAUAAUGAGAAGAUGUCAAAGUCGACUGGAAACUUUAUGACUCUUGAGGAAGCUAUUGAGAAAUUCAGUGCCGAUGGAAUGAGAUUGAGCUUGGCGGAUGCUGGAGAUGGAUUGGAAGAUGCUAACUUUGUGUAUGCUAUGGCUGAUGCGGCGAUUCUGAGACUGUUCACAAUGAUCGAAUGGAUCAAGGAGAUGAUCGAGCAACGUGGAAGUCUCCGCAAAGAUUCUUCCCGGUUUGCCGAUAGAGUUUUCGCUAACGAAAUGAAUUCUCUUAUCAAAAUCACUGAGCAAAACUAUGAAGCCACCAACUUCAAGGAAGCUUUGAAAACGGGAUUCUUCGAGUACCAAGCCAUCCGGGACACCUAUCGAGAGCUCUGCGCAGGUAUCGAUGAGCCAAUGAGCGAAGCCCUCGUCUUCCGUUUCAUCGAGACUCAGAUGAUUAUUCUUUCUCCAAUCUGCCCACAUAUCGCUGAGUACAUCUGGCAGUUGCUCGGGAAGGAUGGGCUCAUUAUUGAUGCUCCAUGGCCCGCUACUGAUGAGGUGGAUGAGAAGCUGGCAUUGGGUGCCAGAUUUAUCACAGAGAGUAUGGCAGAGUUCCGAGCUAGAUUGAAGACUUAUUUGACACCGAAGAAGAAGGUGACAAAGGAAUUGCUCCAGAUUCCGACUGAAGCUGUGAUCUACGUGGCGAAGCAAUUCCCACCAUGGCAGAAGACGAUUUUGGAUAUCCUUGAGAGUCAAGCAAAAGCUAACAAUGGAUCUCUCCCGGACAACAAGACCAUCAGUCAGCUAAUCGGCAAGGAGGAAUCGUUGAAGAAGUUCGCGAAGAAGGCAAUGCCAUUCGUUCAGAUGAUCAAGGAGAGAUUUGAGCAGAAGGGAGUAUCAGCGUUGUCUUCGACUAGCCCCAUCGACCAAACUGCGAUUCUUAAUGAGAAUAUCGAUGUUAUUAUGAAUGCGUUGGAUUUGGAUCGGGUGUCUAUUCGUCAUACAGAUGAGGAGGGUGUGGAUGCGAAUGUUGUGGAGACGACGGUUCCAUUGGUGCCGUGUAUGAGCUUCUUGCCGAAUAGGCCAUCCGUCAACCUCAUCGCCCGAAACGUUCAAAUCUGCAAUGGAAUGUUCGACGUCGUCGUGCCGAUCGUCGAUGGUGACACCGUUCAGAUGAUCGUCAGAAAGUUGCGUCGCAUCAGCAAGGCUAUCAAACCAAAAUUCGAGGUGACCCUCUGGAGAUACAAGGACGCCGUCUGGGGAGACCGUAAAGUGAUCUCUUGCAAUGCUCCAUUCGAGGAGAACAUCCAGUUGGACGAUUCUAACGUUUUCCAUCUAGAAGCCGAGGACAAGAUCACUUUGACGACUUCUGAUGGCCAGAAGGUCGACGUCGGACGUACCAUCGUCUAUAAGGCCAAUGUUCCGGAGCAGCAAUAA